Molecule: messenger RNA, 2682 nt
Organism: Capsicum annuum
Lineage: Eukaryota; Viridiplantae; Streptophyta; Magnoliopsida; Solanales; Solanaceae
Product: putative proline-rich receptor-like protein kinase PERK6
Exons: 11
Coding region: 244-2349 (701 amino acids)
Biological process (GO): protein phosphorylation
Molecular function (GO): ATP binding; protein kinase activity
Source: RefSeq, a predicted model, not a curated record
CAAGGUGAUUAGUUCCCUUAUUUUAGGAGGAAUGUGAGGAUGAAAAGACAUCUCUUAGUUUCAUGGUAAAAAUUAUUAUUAUGCAUCAUGUAAAACUUCUGUUUCUUUGAGAAUCCUCGCUGCCUUUCUCCUAAAGGCUUCUGGUAUCAUUUACGAAAUAAUUAUAUGAAGUAUUGAUUCCGUAAGGGAUCAAUACUUGGGAGAUCGGUGAAAUCUGUGUAAUUUAUCCUAACACGGAUAAUCAUGACAAAGACUUUUAUAAAAAUGUCUUCGUCAUCGAAUGGGGGCUCUCCAUCAUCAGAUUCAUCGUCCUCCUCCUCCUCAUCUCCAUCAAAUAAUUCAAAGUUUCAAUCUCCUUCUUUUAAAACAGAAGACUCUUCUUCUUCUGAUAAUAAUAAUAAUAAUAAUAAUAACAAUAAUUCAAGCUCUCAAUCUCCCCCUCCUAAUAAUGAUUCAUCAUCUGGGAAAGAUAAUAACUCCUCUUCUUCAAAUAACAAUAAUGACAACAACAACAAUAAUAAUAAUAGCAACAACAAUAAUUCAAACUCUCAAUCUCCUCCUCCUUCUAAUAACGAUGGAAAAAAUGAUAGCUCUCCUCCAAAUGAUAACAACAAUAACAACAACAACAAUAACAAUAGCAACAAUAAUAAUGGGAACAAUAAUAAUGGGAAUAAUAAUAAUAACAACAACUCCGGUAACAAGUCACCUCCUCCAUCAUCACCUCCACCAAAAUCAUCAAAUUCAUCAAAAUCUCCGCUAUCACCACCUCCUCCACCCUCUCCAUCAUCACUUAAUUAUUCUCCAAACUCAAGACCUCUCUCCCCUCCAAAGACUGAAUCAACAGACUCAGUUAGCAAAGAUACCACAGCUGCAAUCAAGAUAGGAGUUGCAGCUGGCGCUGGAGUAUUAUUUAUUGUCAUGAUCAUUUUUCUCAUCUCUUGUUGUAAGAGGAAAAAGAAAAGAAAGCAGAAUCAAAUGAAGCAUAAUCAAAUGGGCUACUACCAAGACAAUUCUCGUGGAGCAAUGAAUAACCAUUACUAUAAUAAUAAUAAUAAUGGAAUGCAUGGGAACAAUUGGCAGAACAGCAACAAAUUCCAACCAGCUGAUCAAUUUUAUAAGAUACCGCCCCCUCCAGGUAGUGCUCAAGUAAGUUCAGAGCACAGUUGGCCAAUAGCACCGCCGCCGCCACCACCAAUGAUGAGUAGUAGUGAACUGAGCUCAGCGGCUUUCUCUGGUCCACAUCAACCUCCUAUGCCACCUCCACAUCCAGCAAUGGCUCUUGGUUAUAAUCAAAGUAGUUUUACUUAUGAUGACUUAGCAGUGGCAACUGGAGGAUUUGCUAAAGACAAGCUAUUAGGACAAGGUGGUUUUGGCUAUGUACAUAAAGGUGUGUUGCCUAAUGGUAAAGAAGUUGCUGUAAAAAGUUUGAAGUCUAAUAGCGGACAAGGAGAGAGAGAGUUUCAAGCAGAGGUUGACAUUAUAAGUCGUGUACAUCAUCGACAUCUUGUGUCUUUGGUUGGGUAUUGCAUUGCUGGAUCUCAAAGGAUGUUAGUGUAUGAAUUUGUCGUAAACAACACUCUUGAAUAUCACCUUCAUGGACCUGGUCGUCCUCCUAUGGAUUUCAAUACAAGACACAAAAUUGCAUUAGGAGCUGCGAAAGGCUUUGCUUAUCUUCAUGAAGAUUGUCAUCCUAAAAUUAUUCAUAGAGACAUCAAAGCUGCAAAUAUCCUUUUGGACGAGAAUUUCGAAGCAAAGGUGGCUGAUUUCGGACUAGCUAAGCUCUCAACGGAUAACCAUACUCAUGUAUCCACCCGUAUCAUGGGAACUUUUGGGUACUUAGCUCCAGAGUAUGCUUCAAGCGGAAAGCUAACAGAGAAAUCUGAUGUCUACUCUUAUGGAGUUAUGCUUUUGGAACUUAUAACUGGACGUCGUCCAGUGGAUAUGGAAGGUGACGAUGAUACUUUAGUUGAAUGGGCAAGGCCUAUUCUUCUUCGUGCAACAGAAGGUGGAGAUUAUGAUGAACUAAUAGAUCCAAGUUUAGAAGGAAAAUUUGAUGCCCAACAAAUGUUAUGUAUGGUAGCAUGUGCAGCUGCAACAAUCAGGCAUUCUGCAAAGAAGCGUCCAAAAAUGAGUCAGAUUGUACGUGCUUUGGAAGAUGAAGUUACUUUGGACGACUUAGAUGAGGGCGGAAAAUUGGGUCAUAAUGCAACAAGCAGUUCUAGUGGAAGCUCUGAACAUGAUGGAGGUUCAUAUGACUUAAAGAAAUUCAGAAAAUCCAGCAUGUCGAGUCAAGAGUAUUCAAGCAGUGAGAACGGUGAAUCUCGUGAAUAUCGUCAGAAUAAGAAGUAAACAUGUAGCCCUUAAUCAAAAUCAUUGCAUUUGAAAAAAAAAAAAAAAAGGGCUAUUACUUCAACUCUCCAUAUAAUUAUAAAUUGUAUUUAUCCGUGUAUAAUUACUAAAUUGUAGAUAUCACACACAAUCGAUGACCAAUUGAACGUGAUCACAAAGAUGCUUUAGGUAUUUAAGAUUGGUCUUUUGGUGGAAUAAUAAUAUUCUUCUAUCAUUAAAACAUAGGUGAUUGCAAUUUUGUGUUUGAUUUUUUUUUGUGAGGUAGUCAUCAAAGUUUGUUAAAAUUUGAGAAAUAAUUAAUGUGCAUUAGUUUGCAAAAUGCAGUUUGGUUGA